AUGGAGCCGGUCUCUAUCUUGUUGGCAACAGGUGCCAUUGCCAUCUAUGCUGCGCAUCGCGCGGAACAGAUGUCGGAGAAGGCACGGCGGGGCCCCAUCACCCUGCCGGAGAUGAUGGAUGCGAAGAAUGUGGACGACGAUGCCCCUGUCCAGCUUCUCGCCGUCCACGUGCGCAGCGGUCGAUUCCGCCAGGGUUUCCUUGGGCAGCAGCUCAAGGUGCGUGUAAAGUACGGCGACCCUGGCGUAUCCAUCCACUGCGACACCACACAG
Symbiodinium sp. CCMP2456 is the source of this 270-nucleotide messenger RNA. The record is from the annotation of a GenBank genome assembly. NCBI's taxonomy places the organism in Eukaryota, Dinophyceae, Suessiales, Symbiodiniaceae.